Molecule: messenger RNA, 4751 nt
Organism: Protopterus annectens (West African lungfish)
Lineage: Eukaryota; Metazoa; Chordata; Ceratodontiformes; Protopteridae
Gene: TRPC5
Product: transient receptor potential cation channel subfamily C member 5
Exons: 11
Coding region: 1047-4001 (984 amino acids)
Biological process (GO): regulation of cytosolic calcium ion concentration; manganese ion transport; calcium ion transmembrane transport
Cellular component (GO): membrane; cation channel complex
Molecular function (GO): protein binding; inositol 1,4,5 trisphosphate binding; store-operated calcium channel activity
Source: RefSeq, a predicted model, not a curated record
GGCAGCAUGCAUAAGGGGAAAAUCCCUUUUACUGAAAAUGAGAAAAUUCUGAAGGAAUCCAGUAAAAGCAAUGUGUCCUAUAAAACUCGCCACCAGUAAUUGACCAUUUCAGCUCCUCAGCUGGUCCAUCUGCUUAGAAAGGACAAAUUAGCGCCAGUAAUUUGCUCCUAAUGUCCACCUGUCCUUAAUUUAGACAUGCGACAUCCUCAGCGUGUACGGUCGGUUUUAUUUUGGAUAUAAAGGUUAUUUAACUACAGUCGUGGUCUCAAACUCUUUCUUUAAAACAAGUCACUGAGCCCAUUGUAUAAAACGUUUGUUUUUAAUAAAUGUGUGUGUGAUACGUACAACUGAUCCGAGUUAGGUCCUGUCAGCCCCGUUCCACAUGAAAAAGCAGUAGAGAUGGGCGGGGGGAGCAGGAGGAGGGAACCGAGGGUCUCCUUCUGUGACUGACUGAGACUCGGCUAAAAGACAACAUAUUGUUGCAGGUUCUACAGUUCUUAUGCUUUGAGCGGCACCUGGCAGCUUUGCAGACCGGAUUUUUUGGGGUUUUCUUCGCUUUAAAUGUGGACAGGUAGAAACAUCACCUGUGGCAUUAAUGAAAUGGCAGGCUAAGGUUACCAAGCGCCAGGGAGUUACAGAGAGUGAUAUCGGGGACGAGUAAUGUUUUGAGGAGGCUCUUUUCCUAACCUCUUGAUGAAGUGGCCAGUAGUUCAGCAGCUAUUUUGUAAAACGGAGCUGCUGCCAGAGCCCUUCUCCUUGCAAAUGCGGCAUUGUUGAUUGUGGGCUCUGCAGAGGACAGCCGCUGCUGUUUGUUGUUGCUGCUGGUGGUGCUGCUGACGAUGAGAAUGGUGGAGGUGAUGGUGCUGCUGAUGGUGGUGACAGCGUGGAAGUUCAGGGAGAGACAAAUGUGGAUCUGCUCCACGUAAUUUUGGGGAUUAUAAUAAAUGAAGACUAAACGGAGCUCUACAACGCAAGGCAAUAAAAAUCUAGAAGCAACCAGAAAAUGUAAAGGAGUGCCCGAUUAGGUCUCGAUAUCACUAUGAACAAUGGCCCAGCUGUACUACAAAAAAGUGAAUUAUUCCCCAUACAGAGACCGGAUUCCACUGCAGAUUGUAAGAGCAGAAGCAGAGCUUUCACCAGAGGAGAAAGCAUAUCUAACUGCUGUAGAGAAGGGGGAUUAUGCCAGUGUGAAGCAUGCCUUGGAAGAGGCUGAAAUCUACUACAACAUCAAUAUCAACUGUAUGGAUCCAUUAGGUCGCAGCGCCCUUUUAAUAGCCAUAGAAAAUGAAAACCUGGAAAUCAUGGAGCUGUUAUUAAACCAUAAUGUGUAUGUUGGGGAUGCGCUUUUAUAUGCAAUAAGAAAGGAAGUGGUUGGAGCUGUGGAGCUGCUGCUGAACCACAGGAAGCCAAGUGGAGAAAAGCAGGUACCCUCCCUCAUGAUGGACACCCAGUUUUCAGAAUUCACCCCGGACAUCACCCCAAUAAUGCUGGCUGCUCAUACCAACAACUAUGAGAUCAUUAAACUUCUUGUACAGAGACGUGUAACAAUACCCCGCCCACAUCAGAUCCGGUGUAACUGUGUUGAAUGUGUCUCAAGUUCUGAGGUCGACAGUCUGAGACACUCUAGGUCAAGACUUAACAUCUAUAAAGCCCUAGCUAGCCCAUCCUUAAUUGCUCUAUCCAGUGAAGACCCCAUAUUGACAGCUUUCCGGCUUGGCUGGGAACUAAAAGAACUGAGUAAAGUGGAGAAUGAAUUUAAGGCAGAAUAUGAGGAGCUUUCACAGCAGUGUAAACUUUUUGCCAAAGAUCUCCUGGACCAGGCAAGGAGCUCAAGAGAACUGGAAAUUAUCCUUAAUCACAGGGACGACCAGAGUGAAGAACUCGAUCCCCAAAAAUGUCAUGACCUGGCCAAGUUGAAAUUAGCAAUAAAGUAUCAUCAAAAGGAGUUUGUUGCUCAGCCUAACUGUCAACAACUACUUGCAACACUUUGGUACGAUGGUUUUCCUGGUUGGAGGCGGCGACAUUGGGUAGUAAAGCUUAUGACUUGCAUAACCAUUGGACUGCUGUUUCCUGUAUUUUCCUUGGUAUACCUGAUUGCACCGAAAAGCAGGCUGGGACAGUUUAUCAAGAAUCCAUUUAUCAAAUUCAUCUGCCACACAGCAUCUUACCUAACCUUCCUGUUCCUGCUCCUGUUGGCUUCUCAGCACAUCCUCAGGACAGAUCUACAUAUGCAGGGACCUCCACCAACGAUUGUAGAAUGGAUGAUCUUGCCUUGGGUCCUGGGAUUCAUCUGGGCUGAAAUUAAAGAGAUGUGGGAUGGAGGAUUUAAUGAGUAUGUACAUGACUGGUGGAACCUGAUGGACUUUGCAAUGAACUCUCUCUAUCUUGCUACCAUCUCACUCAAAAUUGUGGCCUAUGUAAAGUACAAUGGUUACCGUCCUCGUGAAGACUGGGAUAUGUGGCACCCCACACUGAUUGCAGAAGCUCUAUUUGCAAUAGCCAAUAUUCUAAGUUCUCUGCGGCUCAUCUCUCUGUUUACAGCAAACUCACACCUUGGACCCUUGCAGAUCUCCCUUGGGCGUAUGUUGCUGGACAUUCUCAAAUUUCUCUUUAUCUACUGCCUGGUGCUGCUGGCCUUUGCCAAUGGACUUAAUCAGCUCUACUUUUAUUACGAGACUAGUGCCUCUGAGGAACCCAAUAACUGCAAAGGGAUUCGCUGUGAGAAGCAAAAUAAUGCAUUCUCAACGCUAUUUGAAACUCUCCAGUCCUUGUUUUGGUCAGUGUUUGGCCUGCUGAACCUGUAUGUCACAAAUGUAAAAGCACGACAUGAAUUCACAGAGUUUGUUGGUGCUACCAUGUUUGGAACGUACAAUGUCAUCUCCCUGGUGGUGCUGCUCAACAUGCUGAUAGCCAUGAUGAACAACUCCUACCAGCUGAUCGCUGAUCAUGCAGAUAUUGAAUGGAAGUUUGCACGAACGAAGCUCUGGAUGAGUUAUUUUGAUGAAGGUGCUACACUGCCUCCUCCCUUCAAUAUAAUUCCAAGUCCCAAAACAAUGUGGCAUAUCUGUGUAUGGCUCCACAAGAAGCUGUGGCAGGAUAAAGCAUCAGAAACAGAAGAAAAGCAUGAAAACCUCAAAACUUUCACAGAACGUCAUGCAGAUAACCUUAUUCAGAAUCAACAUUAUCAGGAAGUUAUUAGAAAUUUAGUGAAAAGAUAUGUUGCUGCCAUGAUUCGAAGUGCGAAAACCAAAGAGGGCCUAACGGAAGAAAACUUUAAGGAGCUGAAACAAGACAUUUCCAGCUUUCGCUAUGAAGUCCUUGACCUUUUAGGAAACCGCAAACCUCCCAGAAGGACCUACUCCAGCAGCAGCACAGAAAUAUCACAGAAGGAUGACAUGAAUGAGGACUACAAAGACAAGGCUAAAGCCAGAAGUGUGUCUUUCAAUGUGGACAAAAAAGAAGACUCUUUCACUGUAUCUGCUUUGAUUAAGACCAUGUCAGGGGUUGACAUUGUAGAUGAGAAACCAAAAAACAAUGGACUAAAACGGUCAUUUAUUAAAAAUGGCAACAGGCUUGAAAGGCUAUCCAGUUCCAAGAAAGAAUCUUUCAAAAGACUUGGUCUUCUGUUCUCCAAGAUGAAUGGACAUCUUUCAGAGCAGAAUCAAGAGCCCAUGUACACCAUAUCAGAUGGGCUCAUUCAGCCACAUAGUAUGUGGCAGGAGAGUACAUUUUCUCCCAAUGCAAAUGACCGGGUGAUCACCAGAAGUGAGAUUAACCUCCAUGAGGUAGGACUGGCUGAGUCUAGCAAAAUAAAUAGCAGAGACACUGACUGCCCACCUGCUUGUACCAACUCUGUUCACUGUGCUUCCAGCAUCUGUUCCUCCAAUUCCAAACUCAUAGACUCAACAGAGGAUGUGUUUGGCAGCUGGGGGGACACAUGUGACUUAAUUACACACAGAUGGAAAGAUGGACAGGAAAGCAAUGUUACAACACGAUUAUAGUGGAUACCUUUCAAUGUAGCACCUCUUAUACGAGUCCAGCACUAACUUUUAUCAUGUUUUCUUAACAGUAUUCCAGUUCAAAGGUCUCAGUUGACUACAGCAGUCACAUAAUUUUCUACAAGGACACUGAAGUCGUCAGUAGGGUGCAAACUAGGGUCACAAGAACUAUCAGGAAAAAGUGAUGUGACAGCUAAGUCAGUACAAGUCUUUAACAUUCUCACCCUGGAGGAAGGUAGAAUAAUGGAAAUAUGAAUUCAGUCUUUUUUAUACUAAACAAUAUAAAAACGGUACUGAGCAUAUGGUGGCAUGUAAUGUUGUCCAUCUGGGUUAGUACAACUGGUAAAUUAAAAUGAAUGAAAAUAUUUUACUUUCUAAGAAGGUGGUGAACUGAAACAGUCUGCCAUGGAAAACAGAGGCUAUGAAAACAGUGCAGAUGCCCAGGGUGAGUUUGUACAAAGAUCUAUUUAACUACUGGAAUCGCUGAUUGCUUUAUAUCACAUAGCCUUCAGAACUGCAAUGGAUUAGCACAUAUUUGCACAUACUACUACUUUUCAACCCUUUCUGCAAAGGGGUUGUGAGAUGAUGAAAAGAGUGUAUUCUAAUCAUAAAGCAACAUGUUUAACGUUAAUAAUGAAUAUAGAAACUAUUUUUUCUAAUGUUCCAUCCUUAGAUGGAAUGUUUACCAGUGCUGUUUCACCCACUUCUUAUAGGGUAGUACUCCUUGCAAAAAUAAAAAUGCUUUGCUAAUUU